This is a messenger RNA of Gopherus flavomarginatus (Mexican gopher tortoise), 6257 nucleotides long. RefSeq names its product cyclin and CBS domain divalent metal cation transport mediator 2 (gene CNNM2). Gene Ontology annotation, biological process: transport; magnesium ion homeostasis. The transcript is spliced from 9 exons. Bases 1 to 2577 code for a protein of 858 amino acids. NCBI's taxonomy places the organism in Eukaryota, Metazoa, Chordata, Testudines, Testudinidae. The record is from RefSeq and is a predicted model, not a curated record. Gene Ontology annotation, molecular function: magnesium ion transmembrane transporter activity. Gene Ontology annotation, cellular component: plasma membrane.
AUGGCGCUGGGCUCGGCCGCGCUGCCCGCUCGGAACAUGGCGGGGGGCGGCCGGGGGGCGCGGGUCCUGCUGCUGCUGCUCCUCAGCGGCUGCUUGGGCGAGCAGCCCCCGGCCGCCGCCGCCGCCGGCGUCCCCUCCGCCUCCUCGGCCGGGGGCAGCGGGGCGCCGGGCGACGCGGAGGAGACGGUGAUCAUCGGGCUGCGGCUGGAGGACACGGACGACGUCUCCUUCAUGGAGGGGGGCGCGCUGCGGGUGAGCGAGCGGACGCAGGUCAAGCUGCGGGUCUACGGGCAGAACAUCAACAACGAGACCUGGUCCCGCAUCGCCUUCACCGAGCACGAGCGGCGGCGGGGCGGGCGGCCGCCGGCCGAGCAGGAGGACGGGCCGCCGGAGAGCAGCUCCCCGCAGCGCUGCGGCAUCCGCACCUCGGACAUCAUCAUCCGGCCGCACAUCGUGCUCAACCGCCGCACCUCGGGCAUCAUCGAGAUCGAGAUCAAGCCCCUGCGCAAGACCGAGAAGAGCAAGUCCUACUACCUGUGCACCUCGGUGUCGGGCCCGGCCGCGCUGGGGGCCGCUGGCCCCCCCGGGGUCGGGCAGGUGGGGGCCGACGGCCCUGCCGGCCCCCCGCCCUGGACCGAGACCACCUGGAUCUACCACGAUGGCGAGGACACGAAGAUGAUCGUGGGCGAGGAGAAGAAGUUCCUGCUGCCCUUCUGGCUGCAGGUGAUCUUCAUCUCCCUGCUCCUCUGCCUCUCCGGCAUGUUCAGUGGCCUCAACCUGGGCCUCAUGGCCCUGGACCCCAUGGAGCUGCGCAUCGUGCAGAACUGCGGCACCGACAAGGAGAAGAACUACGCCAAGCGCAUCGAGCCAGUGCGCCGCCAGGGCAACUACCUGCUGUGCUCCCUGCUGCUGGGCAACGUGCUGGUCAACACCACCCUCACCAUCCUGCUGGAUGACAUCGCCGGCUCCGGGCUGGUGGCCGUCGUGGUCUCCACCAUCGGCAUCGUCAUCUUCGGCGAGAUCGUGCCGCAGGCCAUCUGCUCCCGUCAUGGCUUGGCCGUGGGUGCCAACACCAUCUUCCUCACCAAGUUCUUCAUGAUGAUGACCUUCCCAGCUUCCUACCCUGUCAGCAAGCUGCUGGACUGCGUGCUGGGCCAGGAGAUCGGCACGGUCUACAACCGUGAGAAGCUGCUUGAGAUGCUGCGGGUCACCGACCCUUACAACGAUCUGGUCAAGGAGGAACUUAACAUCAUCCAAGGGGCACUGGAGCUGCGCACCAAGACAGUGGAGGAUGUGAUGACCCCACUCCGAGACUGCUUCAUGAUUGCUGCUGAGGCUGUUCUGGACUUCAACACCAUGUCUGAGAUCAUGGAGAGUGGCUACACUCGCAUCCCUGUCUUCGAGGGUGACCGCUCCAACAUUGUGGACCUGCUGUUCGUCAAGGACCUGGCCUUUGUGGACCCAGAUGACUGCACCCCGCUCAAGACAAUAACUCGCUUCUACAACCACCCACUGCACUUUGUCUUCAACGAUACCAAGCUUGAUGCCAUGCUGGAGGAGUUCAAGAAAGGCAAAUCUCAUCUGGCAAUAGUACAGCGAGUCAACAAUGAAGGGGAAGGAGACCCUUUUUAUGAAGUCCUGGGGAUUGUCACAUUAGAAGAUGUGAUUGAAGAAAUCAUCAAGUCUGAGAUUCUAGAUGAAACUGAUUUGUACACUGAUAACAAGACGAAGAAGAAAGUAGCCCAUCGGGACAGGAAGCAGGACUUCUCUGCCUUCAAACAGACAGACAGUGAGAUGAAAGUUAAAAUAUCACCACAGCUGCUCCUGGCAAUGCACCGUUUCCUGGCAACAGAAGUAGAAGCAUUUGGCCCAUCCCAGAUGUCAGAGAAGAUCCUCUUAAGGCUCCUAAAACAUCCUAAUGUCAUCCAGGAGCUGAAAUAUGAUGAGAAGAACAAGAAAGCCCCAGAAUACUACCUCUACCAGAGAAACAAGCCUGUCGACUACUUCAUUCUCAUUUUACAGGGGAAAGUGGAAGUGGAGGCUGGGAAAGAGGGAAUGAAGUUUGAAGCUGGUGCUUUUUCCUAUUAUGGGGUGAUGGCCCUCACAGCAUCGCCAGUUCCCUUGUCCCUGUCUCGUACCUUUGUUGUCAGCAGAACAGAAUUAUUAGCAGCAGGUUCUCCAGCUGAAAACAAGUCACCCCCUCGUCCUUGUGGCUUGAACCAUUCGGACUCUCUAAAUAGAGGUGAUCGUAUUGAAGCGGUGACACCCACGUUGGGGAGCAGCAACAACCAGCUGAAUGCAUCUUUCCUUCAGGUGUACGUCCCAGACUACUCAGUGAAAGCACUCUCAGAUAUUCAGUUUGUCAAGAUCUCAAGACAGCAGUACCAAAAUGCCCUGAUGGCAUCCCGGAUGGACAAGACACCUCAGUCCUCGGACAGUGAAAACACUAAAAUCGAACUGACUCUUACGGAGCUGCAUGAUGGUUUGCCGGAUGAGACGGCAAACCUGCUGAAUGAACAGAACUGCGUGACACACAACAAGUCCAAUCACAGUAUGCACAGUGAAGGCUCCAUCUAGGAGCUAACAAUCUGCAUCCUUUCACACCCAUCACUUCAGCAGGACCAGUCAUCGCUCCUUCUUGACUGCAAAUGCUCUUAGUAUGUGCUUGCAAUGCUGUGCUGCAUCCAGUGUUCUGAGACCAAAGACUUAGCGCCCUUCCUAGGAGCAGAAGAGGAAGAAACGAGAACACAGCAAGACAAAAACCAAACAAACAUUGGGCAUGUUGAGUGCCCUUUGGAGAACGAUGGGAUUCUUCCUCGCAAAGUAGAAUCGUGUUUAUUUUUUCAGCCGUAUCUUUGACCCUCAUUGGUUGCCCCUCCUUCCUAGAUGCGCAGAGAAGUUUUUAAAACUGCUCUGAUUAUUUUUUCAAGAGAGAUCAUGUUUUUAAAAAGAAUUUUGCAGAGUUUUAAAUGGUUGCUGUCCCUCCCCUCCCCCAAAUAGGCUCUGUUGUGACUUUGUGAAUCAGCUCCAUUGUCAUAGACCUGUUUCCACCCCUCCUUUUGGUCCUGUCUGUUGCCCUGUUGUUAAAACAGCAACUGGUACCCAUAUGUAUUUGUGUCCUGAGAACAAAGAAUGGAUGAGACUUCAAGGAACUUGUGGCUUAGCAGUAUGGAAGUUUGGGGGAAUGGGCAUUAUUUUCUCCCCAGUUGAGCUUCAAGGAAGGGGUAGUUAUUUUGGUUGCAUGUGUUCAUAAUAUCUGAAAUUUCAGAUGGUUCCUUGUAAAACAAACAAAAAGAUUGUUACAUUUACAGUUUUGUAACCUCCACAGAUGUGUGUUUUGAACAUGAAGGUGGGUUUUUAAUUGACAUAACUGCAGUCUCGUCAAAUUACAGACUGGGAUAAAUUUCUCUAGUAGUGUACUGGGCAAUUUUUGUCCCCCUGGAAUUUGCAUUAAUGUUACUGGGAAUCACAUGGUCAAGUUCCCUGCCUCCCCUGCUGUACUGAAAGCGUGAACCCCAAAAUGUCGAAUCUCAGAUUCUAACAUACCGAAGUAGUCUGUGUGCCCUUUGCUUUAACCAAAGCACAUUUGCAGGGCAUGUUAAAUAACUGAGAUAGAAUUCAGGACAAACCAUUCCCCCAGUAUUACUGUUCGUGUUAAGACAAAAGAUGCUGCUACAACAAUGUCCAAAGCAAAUCCUCCAGGUGGCUCCUAAACCUUUGCCAUUGCAAGAUGGAUUUCAUGGUGGAGUGAGGGCCUUCCUGAUCUCCCCAAAGACUGACCAAGAACUUCCACUACAAGCUUGAUCUGUAUUUUGUGGAGGGAGUUUGAGGGAGCAUAUUGUACUUCAGGGACUGGAGAGGUUAGUCUCCAGGCGAUUCCCCUAUUUUUGAGGAGAUGCUGGAUUUCCUUCCCUCAUCCCUUUUAUCUACUGUUCUUCUAGCUGCCACAGUAGCAUCCUCCAUGACUGCCAUCAGUGCCACUCCACCUGCCCAUCCCAGGCAUCCCGGAGCCUGGCCUCAGAGUGGAGGGGAAAUGCGUUCGUUGGGAGGUCAUUGUGUUGUAUAUUGUAAACCCCCCAAAAUGCAGAGUCUGUCAGUGAGCAAAUGCUGCAUGGUGGUUUCUCUGUUGACUUUCAGCCUGCGUUGCUCAAAGAACCUCCCGUGGCCUGAUGGUUAUGUACCAUUUUCUGUCUUUAUGCUCAGAUAAGCUUUACCUGACUGAGUUUAAAAGCAAAGCCUAGUCGCAGAAUCCUCGGUGGGAAGCACCUCCUCUGUGGUUGUGAGUCAAGUUUGACUCCAUAGUUACAUCUGUGCAAACGUGUUUUGAAAAGGUGCAAUAUUUCACUGCAGCAGCUCCUUGUGGGAAGCCAGAGUAUGUGGCUGCUGCAUGGGGGUCUGUCCCAUUUGCUUUAGGCCUUAGGAAGCAUUUUGCUGUUUCCUCUGAGAAGGGGCCAUAGAUGGGUCCUCUGUGCCCUUCAAGGAGAGAUGGCAUGGGGAAAGGCAGUUCGUGGCCCCUUUCACAGAAGGCACUCUAGCCCUUUGGAGGGCAGUUGGUAAAGUCCUCCAAGGGGGAAUGGAAGUUCCAUGCAUGGUAUUUAACAUGUGGAACCAUGAGACUGGGAAAUUCGGCCCCGAAACUUAACUCUCUCAUUUUUUACCCUUGUAUCUUAAAAAAUGCUGCUGCUUUUUCUUUUUAAACGAUGUGCCUGUUGUCUCCUUCAGCGUUUUCUGGCCCACCCGUUGGCUCUGGCACAGCGCUGCGAGAGAACUGCAGCCACCUGUGGACGUAUGUGCCACACAUGUCUCGGAUGGAGCUGGCAAUGUACAGGUUAUUGACAGCACUGGAUUGUCUAGCCCCAGCAGCCCCCAUUUAGUUGUCUCAAGGAGGGCUGCUAACAUUGCACCUUUUCUGCCAGAGCAGAGGGGUGAAAUGUUAUGAUGUUAACCCACAUAGAAGAGAGAUCUGUUUCCUUGCUCUGGUCGCUUUCAUUUAAGCUGCCAUUGUGCCCUAAUGUUCCUGAUUGGGAACCACUGUUGACAGAGAUGCAUAGCAUGGUAACCCUGGGCUGCAGUAUGCUUCAUGUCAAACCUGCUGAGUUAGGGCAGGAUUCAAACGGAAGAAAUUCUCUGCCGGGAAGAUUUCUAAUUUGAUUGGAUUUCUGGUUUUCAUGCUGCAGUGUGACUUUUUUGAAAAUAUUUGUUCUCCUGUAACACAAACCACAAAAGCCAUGUCAUCCCAAAGGCGAGUAACUCCUGUCUCUGUCCAAACUCUCCAGGCUGUUUUUGCAUAACUUUUCCCUUCACUCUUCCAAAUUUGGUAAGAGAAGGUGAAGUAACUUUCAUAAAGCUAGUUGGUCAUGGGUGUGAUUUUUACGGAAAACGGACAUCCUUGGUAGGGGGACAGGAGCUCCCACAAAUUGGCUUCAGGGACAAGGAAUGUUGUCUCUCCAUAGCCUGGCUUCUGUGGGAAAAAAAAAAGAAAAAGCUAGUCUCUCUGCUGUAAGAGUACAUGGGGCUGUUGAAAUGUGAAGGGGGACCCAGCAGAGAUGGGCUUCUGAGGAGAAUGGCUACCGGGGCAUGUGGCAGGUGCCAGUGCAAGCAGAGGGACGACACGCCCAACUCGGGAACCAAUCUUAGUUUUUGAACCCGUGUUUGCAGAAAUAGUGUUCCUGCUGCAGUGGAAAUCCCCAGAGCUGCUUCUAUGCUGUAAGCUUCCUACCAGAGCAGACAUAGCGCUAUGUGAGUCUCUGCUUGGCUGUCCAAAUUCAGGGGUGCUCAGGUUCUAGAUGCUACGGUACAGUGCCAUGCACACCCAAAGCAGAGCUGUCAAUCAGUCACUGUCAUGAAACAAGGCACCGGCUGAAAGCUUUGGGAACCAUUGGACUUGACUUCAGUCCUUGACCCUUUGCAAGGCUUUGAUUUGUAGAAAGGAUACGGCAUCAUUCAGCGUUGGCUCCUGUGGCUGUAUUGUUUCCCUCUCCCGCCUGCAUUGCAGUGCAAGCCAAAGUGCAGAAUCCAGCUCAUUAGCUGGUGGUCUCUGGGAGGCAGGAGGGCAUGCCACCACCGUUUCCUAUGUCAAUCCAGCUCAUUAGCUGGUGGUCUCUGGGAGGCAGGAGGGCAUGCCACCACCGUUUCCUAUGUCAAUCCAGCUCAUUAGCUGGUGGUCUCUGGGAGGCAGGAGGGCAUGCCACCACCGUUUCCUAUGUCAAUCCAGCUCAUUAGCUGGUGGUCUCUGGGAGGCAGGAGGGCAUGCCACC